Molecule: messenger RNA, 1744 nt
Organism: Mugil cephalus (flathead mullet)
Lineage: Eukaryota; Metazoa; Chordata; Actinopteri; Mugiliformes; Mugilidae
Exons: 9
Coding region: 218-1288 (356 amino acids)
Biological process (GO): phosphatidylethanolamine biosynthetic process
Cellular component (GO): cytoplasm
Molecular function (GO): ethanolamine kinase activity
Source: RefSeq, a predicted model, not a curated record
UGUCGAGCUUUAGUGGUUAAUGUGUAAACUACAGCAGAGGGGAUGAAGAUGCCCACAGGAACGUUGGCCCCUGAUAAGCGAGCUGUGUUGCUGCUGAGUCACUGGACACGCGAGUCGACAAUUUCAGUCACUUGCUGUUGACUCUGGCCUUUAUCCGAAUGGUUUAAGGAGAGGUUUCCGAACGAGUCUGGGACCUCAGGUAAAAUCACUCUUCAAAAUGGACUGUAGUGGCAACCAGCUUCUCCAUGUGGACAUCCAAAUUGAUGAGCAGGAACCUCGUAGAGGAAUCCUGGACCUUCUGAGGAGACUGCGCCCUCACUGGAGGGCAGAGGACAUCCAGAUGAAGACAUUCACUGAGGGCAUCACCAACCAGCUGAUCGGCUGCUAUGUGGGCUCUCUCCAGGAGCCUGGGUGUGUUCUGGUGCGCCUGUACGGCAGGAUGACGGAGCUCUUCGUCGACCGGGAACAGGAGGUAGAGAUGUUCCAGGUCUUCCACGCCCACGGCUGUGGACCGGAGAUCUACUGCAGCUUCCAGAAUGGCAUCUGCUACGAGUUCAUCAGAGGAGCAGUGCUGGACGACGAGCUGCUCCAUCAGCCGUCCAUCUACAGAUUGAUCGCAGCAGAGAUGGGGAGAAUCCAUUCGAUCCAGCCAAAAUGUGGUCAGUCUGUUGAACCUCUGCUCUGGACAAAAAUGUCUCACUUUCUCACCCUGGUGAAGAGCAGCGUCGGUGGCAGCGCAGCCGAGCAGCAGUGCACAGGAAGGCGAGGCGUGCCCAGCUUCGAGACACUGUCGGCGGAAAUGGAGUCGCUGAAGAGACACCUCUCGCAGACUGACUCGCCGACUGUCCUCUGCCACAAUGACCUCCUGACAAAAAACAUCAUCUACAACCACAAAGAGGGAAUGGUGAAAUUCAUUGACUAUGAGUAUGCCGAUUACAACUACCAGGCCUUCGAUAUUGGCAAUCACUUCAAUGAAUUUGCUGGUGUGAACGAUGUUAACUACAGCCUCUACCCGAGCUGGGAGCUGCAGAGGGACUGGCUGACGGCCUAUCUGGAGAGCUACAAGCGCAGCACGGGGCGUGAGGUUACUGUUACAGAGGCAGAAGUUACACAGCUCUACGUUCAAGUCUGCAAAUUCUCACUCGCGUCUAACUUCUUCUGGGGUCUCUGGGCCAUCUUGCAAUCACGCUUCUCCUCUAUUGACUUUGACUUCCAAAGAUAUGCCAUGGCACGUCUCAACUACUAUUUUGAGAAGAAAGAGGAAUACUUUGGACUGACAAUGAGCUAGUCACUAGCUCUACUUCUCAAGAAGAGUUUUGAGUGAUGUGAUCCAUACGUCUCUUUUGCGUACUGCAAUGCUGCGUAAUCUGUUGUGGAAAAGGAAUGGCAGGGAAUAAGCUUAUAAAAGUGCUCACCAUUGUUUGUUAUUUCAGGCUGUAGUGUGAGUUAAUAUGUUUUGCUAUCGCUGUGAUUUUUAAAAUAUUUGUUUCACCGCAGUCAGUAUGCCGAUAAGCCUAUUUGGCAAAUUUAGAUGAAGCUCAUGCCAGAAACACAUUAAUUGUUCCCACAUUCAGCCAGCUCGCAUGAAGCCACAAAAACUGAGCCUGAUCAUAAAAGCCAUAAGAGGGUUAUUUGCAGACUUAUUCAGUGUGUGCCGCAGUUCUGAUGGAAAACAAGUUUCAUUUCAACUUAUUUACUGUACCGAGCAGGGGAUUAUUUUAAAUCAUUCUCUUUUCUUGCUGAA